Rotaria sordida is the source of this 324-nucleotide messenger RNA. The record is from the annotation of a GenBank genome assembly. NCBI's taxonomy places the organism in Eukaryota, Metazoa, Rotifera, Eurotatoria, Philodinida, Philodinidae.
AUGAAAAAAAAUUCUGGUUGUAAAAAUAAUGAUACUAUUCAAGGCCUUGAGCAAAUGAUAAAAGUUUAUGCAAAAGAAAUAAAUUUAUUUAAACAAACAAUAAAAAAUGAAAAAGAUGCACUUCAACCUAAAGAUAUAUUUCCUUUAGUUGGAAGUAUUUAUCGAUUACCUAUCAAUGGAAAAAAAAUUCAUGAACAAACCAAUGCAUUAAAAAUAAGUCAAACUGAUAUUUCAUUAGAACAAGAAGUUUUUGCUGAACUAUCAGCUAAAGCUAAUUCAUCAACAAUAAUGCAUCAAUUCAAAUUCAUUAUUUCCAACAAAUAA